Molecule: messenger RNA, 3531 nt
Organism: Micromonas commoda
Lineage: Eukaryota; Viridiplantae; Chlorophyta; Mamiellophyceae; Mamiellales; Mamiellaceae
Exons: 2
Coding region: 1-3531 (1176 amino acids)
Source: RefSeq, a predicted model, not a curated record
AUGCCCGCCGCGGUCCUCACAGCCGGCUGGGAAGCGUGGGGUCCGCCGCCACCACCGUCGCCGUCGAGGGAUAUAGUCGCCAUAGACGAGGACGCAUCUGCCGAGACCAGCCCUGGCUGGGCUAGACUGGAGCGGUGUUUUGGUUUAGGUUGCAAUCGUUGCGUCGACGCGUACCGCAGGCAGAUAGACGCUUGGGACGCCGUCGCGCGCGAGGAAGAGGGCGACGACACCGCGGUCUUAGCCGCGCUCAUGGGCGAGCGUAAUGAGCGACGUUUGGUGAGGCAGGCGAGGCAAGUGGUUGCCUCGACGAGUGGCGCGGGCGAGGACACCGAGGACCGACGUCGACGACUCUUCGUCGGCACUGCGUACGAGGCUUUCGUCAGCGCACACUACGGUUCCGAUGAGUGUUGUGAUGCUGUGGGCCAGAUGUUGCCGAUGUUGGUACCGAUGAACGCCGCGGGCGCCCUUCGUGACGUGCUAAGCGGGGUGGUGGCUACAGGGGACGUGCCAGGGCUCUUCCAGCUUCUCGCGCAAAGUGAUGACAACAUCCGGGCCGCUGCGAGGAAGUGUUUCGACAUACUUGGAGAGUCCAGGCCGGUGCGCGGGAGACUCCCGGAGGAGACCGCGCGAGUCAUCGACGAAUGGGUAGACACUCUGUGGUCCGCGUUCGAGGAGCAUGCGACCAGCCAGGGCCAGGAUCAUGCAGGCUCAUUGGCUCCAGCGGACAAUCGCUUGGUCGCCUGGAGUGCGCUCGCAGACGCUUUGGGCCAGAUGGGCCAUAUUCCGCGAGGCGAGGUGCUGGCGCGCCAUCCAAACGUGCUGAGCGCGGCUCUCGACGAGUUAUCAGACGAAAGCACGGAAAACUCGACCGUGUGGUUGUCCGCUUCUCGGGUCAUUUCGGAAUUACUCCCGGCGCGGAUGGACUCGGACAUCCACGGAUCGCCGUGGCUUGAGGCGGGCGUUCCUCCCGGCACAGCAGUGGACAUGCUCGAGGCGGCUGCAAGACAGGCCCUGUGCGCGGAUACGCGAGACAUGAUCGUCCUGGCGGUGAUCGCCACGCUCGAGUCUUUGAAUGGAAGUACGGAACAGGAGGAUGUUGCCGCGUUCACGUCGGCAAUGACGUUUUUGACCAAAACUGUGCCGAAGAAUCCUCACCUGUUUGACGAAUGCACCCUGUGGAUCGCGCGGCGAGGUGCACUGGAUGUCAUAAGGCGCAGCUUCGCGCUCGGGCGACAGCCACGCGAUACCAACAAAGAUUGGACUACAACAGUCACGGUAUGUCUGGCGGCGGAUCCGUCGUUCAAAACGAAUUACUCAGUGAUGUCAACGGCGCGAGCAAACAAGGCAUCGCAGGCUAAGAGGUCGGCGAAGCUGAGUGCGGAAACCGUUGCGGUGAUGGGGUUCAGGGCGGACGCGGCAGCGCUGAGUGCGCUGGCUUGGCACGCAGCUGGAAAUACGGACGGCGGGGUUGGUCUCGUGAGCGACGGUAUGGCAGGUAUCAUGACAGAUGACGCGAUGGUGCAUUCAAUCUGGGAGGAUGGCCUCGACAAGAACGAUGAUCGUACGCCGCGAGAAAUCGCCGCCGAAUGUUCCGCGGGUGCAAUCGCCUCUCGGCUCGAUGCGACAUCAUCCGCGAGGUGGACGUGCGAUCCGGAUGGAUGGAAUUUGGCGAAAAAUCCCAUGGUCAUCAACGGCUUGCUCGCGGCGGCGGCAGACCUCGCACUCUCACCCAAAUCAAGAGGCACGACGCCCGCGGAGGGAGAUUUCACAACGUUCAGCAAUGUUGACAUCACCAAUUCGGCUUCUGUUGGUGCGAGGAUGUCUUCGGAGUUGCUACAAACGUGUUCGUCACUCUCAUCAUCGCCUGAUCCACUCGCGGCCGCGGCUCUACCCUUUGAUGCCAUACGGGCGGCAGUCGCCAUGCUGAUGGGCCAGAGCGCGGAACUAAGAUCGGCAGGGAGGGUUCUUCUCAGUUGUCAGGCGCUUGGUGUCAGUCGCAAGAGCGAGGUUGUCGGCUCAGAGGUAUGGACGAAUGUAUGCGCAGUUCCUGAUGCUACUCUAGCGGCACUCAAAGGCGCGGCUGAUGCAGUCGCUGCUGCGAUGGAGCUCGGUGACACGUCUCUGCGCGUCAAUGCCGCAUCGUGGUGCGUGUUCCACUGCAAAUCUCUGAUUCCGUGCGCGACGGAAGCGUCUAUGCGGGGCGGGAUAGAUGACCUAUGGCGAAAGUGUGUCAUCGCUCGUGCUGCUCUCGCGAGAGAUGUCUGGGAUCUCUGCGUGGGCGUCAUCUCUGGUUCAAGACAUCUAGCCGGUGAAAGUUUCUCGCAGGGCGACCUCGUACGCGUGUUUCAGUGUUUGCCUGAUGUUUUCAAUCUCUGGUACAAGGCUGCAUCCGAGGCGAAAGACAAACCUCUUGACCCGAACGCGGACGAGGUCUACGAAGAUGACGUAUUCGAAUCCCUCGCUCGCGGCGCGCACGACGAGUUCUCAGCGCUGAGCUGGCUUCAGGAUUGUGUGCGAUGGGGCUCGACCGCGCUGACCCCUGCAGUGGCAAACCACUGGAUGAAAGCUUUGGAGAGCUCCCUGGAAGCCGCGACAGGUCCUCUGAAAAUUGCCAAGAUUGACAGACUUCCCUUUACGGCCAAGGAAGCUGCCAAGGAGGUCUUCAAUACGCUUCGUGGCAAACAGGCUGAGAGGCUCGCUAAGUGGUUCCCAGAGGAGGCGCCAGGUAACCUUGGCGUCGGUAUGCUCGAUGCGCUCCCCGCGAGGAGAGAUCAGACAGACCAACCCGCGCGUCCGUCCAUCCGGGAAAGGCUUCAGGCUUUGAGCACGCCGCUCGGCAGGACACUCGGAAAAGGCGACGGGCGGAUUCAAGCACCGGGAUCCAAGGACGCGUUGGACGCCUGGAAUGCUGAAAGGGGCGGAUUCGCGGACUAUCCUCGCGACGAGGAGGAUGACUACGGCAGCGAGGAAGAUAAGGAGGAUGACGACCAUGAGAUGAUUGAUCUGCUAUCCCCAGGCUCAACCAGGGUUGCCAGUGGACUAGGCACCGCGCUCGGAGGUGGUUCAAACUGGCAAGCGACGUACUCUUUCGGACAGCUCUGGGGGCAGCCGAAGCAGCCGCCUUCUUUACCCUCGGAUGGAAAGUCGCCGUACGAACGCGCCAUGGAGAAGGCUCAGCGUAACAAAUCGUCGAGGAGAACGACGGCUCCGAUGGCUGACGGUGACAUACUGUCGAAUAUACGCGCGGGCGGACCGACGCACAAGAAGGCACCAGCGAAAUCUACUUCAAGAGGUGGCAUGAGUACCCAAGACGCGAGAACGGCUUCAAACGUGCAGCAAAAUCUUGCCGAGCUUCACAGGGAGCGCACCGCCCUCGCGCAGAAGCGAGAAGCAGAGCGAUCCGCCGCCAAGGCGGCGCGUCUUGCACGCAUAUCCGAGCGUAGGGGCGAUACCAGCCGGCAAUUCGGCGACCUCUUCUGGGAUCCAAUAACAUCGCACCCCCAUGGACGCCGCCGAGGCUCGAAGACCUAA